Messenger RNA from Aspergillus calidoustus, 573 nucleotides. The record is from the annotation of a GenBank genome assembly. Lineage: Eukaryota; Fungi; Ascomycota; Eurotiomycetes; Eurotiales; Aspergillaceae.
AUGUCAGGCCUUUGUGAGGUUUGCGCCUUCGAACCCUCCAAGUACAGAUGCCCUACUUGUGAGAUUUCGAGCUGCUCUCUCGCAUGCACUCGGACACAUAAAAUAUACUGCGCUCCCAAAGCACCUUCGACGACCGAGGCCACGAACGCACCCUCUGAUUCCCUAACGCAGCCCAAUCAAGCCGCUUUACUUGUCGCCAGCGAGAACAGUCAAACAGCACAGAACGGACACAGGUUGGCGACGAGGGAGCCAUCGGCAGAGAUCAAGGACCUAUUGAAACAGUAUCCGAUGCUGGGCGAUCAACUACGAGACAUAUAUAAAGCCACCCUACAAGAACAAUGGGUGGAAGGGCCAGUCCAUGGCGAUAGGCCACGAUACCAUGGUAGAGGCAAGCCUCCCCAACGCAAUCGUGGACCGUGGACACGGGAGAAAGGGUUCAGCCGGGGUCUGGGGAAGGUCCGGAAGUAUAGAGGCCGUUGUGAGGAUGGCCUCGAAACUGGCAAGGGCGCUGAAGCCUUCAUGCGACUUUUGACCCUGGUCAACGAAGAAGGUGCCACAAAAGAGCCUCAAUGA